This is a messenger RNA of Charadrius vociferus (killdeer), 1769 nucleotides long. RefSeq names its product tripartite motif containing 55 (gene TRIM55). The coding region runs from base 105 to 1769 and encodes 554 amino acids. The transcript has 10 exons. The record is from RefSeq and is a predicted model, not a curated record. NCBI's taxonomy places the organism in Eukaryota, Metazoa, Chordata, Aves, Charadriiformes, Charadriidae. Gene Ontology annotation, molecular function: zinc ion binding.
CCAGCCAGAUCAACCCAGAGAGCCUCUGAUCGCAGCACAACCUUGGACUUAUUUCAAGGGAAAUUAACCCGGAAGCCCCUCCGCGAGGCCGUGAUCCUGAGCGUAUGCCCCUGGAAAAGCUAGGGAUGAGCACCUCCCUGAGCUACAAGUCCUUCUCCAAAGAGCAGCAAACCAUGGACAACCUGGAGAAACAGCUGAUUUGCCCCAUCUGCCUGGAGAUGUUCACCAAGCCCGUGGUCAUCCUGCCCUGCCAGCACAACCUCUGUCGGAAAUGCGCCAGCGACAUUUUCCAGGCCUCCAACCCCUACCUGCCGACCAGGGGAGGCACAACCGUGGCGUCGGGAGGCCGCUUUCGCUGUCCCUCCUGCAGGCACGAGGUGGUCCUCGACCGGCACGGUGUCUAUGGGCUGCAGAGGAACCUGCUGGUGGAGAACAUCAUCGACAUCUACAAGCAGGAGUCCACAAGACCCGAAAGGAAGUGUGACCAGCCAAUGUGCGAAGAACAUGAAGAUGAGAGAAUUAAUAUCUACUGUUUGAACUGUGAAAUGCCCACCUGCUCCUUGUGCAAAGUCUUUGGUGCCCACAAAGACUGUCAAGUUGCUCCUCUCACAAACGUUUACCAGCGACAGAAGUCCGAGCUGAGUGAUGGCAUUGCAGUCCUGGUGGGGACCAAUGACAGAGUGCAAGGGAUAGUCACGCAGCUGGAGGAGACCUGCAAGACAGUUGAGGAAUGCUGCAGACGACAGAAAGAGCAGCUGUGUGAAAAAUUUGAUUAUCUCUAUUCUGUACUGGAAGAAAGAAAGAAUGAGAUGACACAAAUAAUCACUAGAACCCAAGAGGAGAAACUGGAACACGUCCGCUCCCUGAUGAAGAAGUACGCAGAUCAUUUGGAAGCGGUGUCAAAGCUGGUUGAAUCAGGAAUCCAGUUCAUGGAAGAACCAGAAAUGGCUGUGUUUUUGCAGAAUGCCAAAACAUUGCUACAAAAGAUUACCGAAGCAUCUAAGGGAUUUCAAAUGGAAAAAAUAGAGGACGGGUAUGAAAAUAUGAACCAAUUCACAGUGAACCUCAGUAGAGAAGAAAAGAUAAUACGAGAAAUUGAUUUUGACAGAGAGGAGGAGGGAGAAGAGGAAGAGGAAGAGACAGUAGAUGGUGAAGAUUUGGAUGAAGUCCACACUGAGACAUCAGGAGAGGAGGAGGAGGAGGAAGAGGUGGAGGAGGAAGGGGCUGAGAAAGCAUCACAGCCACCUCAGCAGAACCCCGAACCGCAGAGCACAGUGGGAGAGCCCCCAGCCGAACCCGCUCUGGUGCCACAGCUGGCCGAACCUGCUCUGGUGCCACAGCCUGCCGCACCAGCUGGUCAGGAUGAGGUUGUGACACCAAGUGGUUCUCAACAGACCCCAGAGUCUGACACUCAAGUGCCGGCCACAGCAGAAACCAUCGAUCCCUUGUUUUACCCUAGCUGGUAUAAGGCUCAGUCACGGCAAUCAAGCAGUUCAAGCUCAACCCCAGUGAGUGGGUUGGGGAAAGUAGGGCCUCCUGUUUCUCUGGAAACAAGUGCAAAGAAGGCAGAAGCCCCAGCAGCGCCAGCGAUCGAGGAGAGUGCACCGGGGAGUGGUAAGGAAAGUAAUGCCACUGCAGCAACAUCCAAGACUGGUUCUGAGCCAUCCCCUCAAGGACGAGUGGAGGAAACUCCCGUGAGCAAUGAGAGGGGUGACGAGCCGGCUCGUCAUGUCUUCUCCUUCUCCUGGUUGAACUCACUGAAUGAAUGA